CUCACUGAAAGAUUACCUUCUUUCUCCUUGUUAAUGUCUCGACUAAUGUCUGGACAAUUGACGCGUAGGCAAUUUGAUAGGCCUAAGCAAUCGCUAGGGACACAGACGUUGAUCCAUCCAAUGUGGCGUUACGAGCGAACAAGCUACUAAGCACAGAAAAGAUGAGAGAAAAGCAACAUUGGAUACAUGACCCUGGCUUGUCCAUGUGCAUGGGUCAUAUCCCAAUUUCACCCACACCUUCCUAGCUCAUUGCUCACUGCUCCUUGCAACUUUCAACUCCUCGUCAGUGGACACAUCCCAUGGAGUAUCGAUCUUUGCCCUACCUGUGCACCCCCUCCCCCUUGUCAUCUAGGGCCGCUAAGAGGGGCGUUACGAACCCCUUUGACGAUGAUUGACAGCUGGGACGGAGGUUCGGAUGCGGAGAAGGGAUCAUGACCUAUUCCCAGAGCCAUUGCCAUCAGCCCUCUCUUGCACACCCCCCGUCUUGUUGCCGUGGUCAUGGCUCAGGGUUGACUAUAUCUCGGACGCUUUCCCACACUCUUAACCACUUCCCUCUCCGAUCUUGUCCUUUUUCUUGAGCAAGCAAAGUCGUACAUUGACGCACGACUUCUGUUCGAAUACAUUCGUUUUAUUUUUCAGGACAAUCAUCAUGCUGGGCAAGUUCCUAGUAGCCGCUCUCGCGGUCGUCGGCGGUGUCAACCCCGUCGAGGCUCAGCAGCAGAACAUCUUCGUUACUGGUGUCCCUGUCACUGGUGGAGCUGCUGUUCCUGCUCGAAAGAGCAUCAAUGACAUGCAGAAGGCUGGCGGCCCCGCCUGGGACCUUUACAUGCGAGCCGUCCGCUCCAUGUACGAUGCUAAGGAGACUGACUGGAAGUCUUACUUCCAGGUUGGUGGUAUUCACGGAAAGCCCUUCAUUCAGUGGAACGGUGGUGGUGGUCGAAGCGGCAAUGGCUGGCCCGGAUACUGCCCUCACGGUGAGAGCAUCUUCCUGACAUGGCACCGUCCCUAUGUCCUGCUCUACGAGCAGAUCCUCGUCGAGCAUGCCAAGCGCCUGGCCAACCUCUACCCUUCCAAGUACCGCAAGCAGUACGUUGAUGCAGCCAACAGCCUGCGUGCCGCCUACUGGGAUUGGGCCCUCGAUGGCAUUCCCGCUAUCCUCACCCAGCAGAAUGUCAACGUCAAGGUUCCCAACGGCAGCGGCCUCAAGACCAUCAACAUGAAGAACCCUCUUUACACUUACAACUUCCCCAAGGACGCCCUCAACAACAAGUACGGAUCAUGGGACGACGAGCACCGCGUUCGCAUCUACCACUGCCCCGCUCCCGAUAGCUUCCCUUCAAGUGCCAACAAACUCCUCCGCCAGCGACCUUACAAGCAAUGGGUCUACGAUGUCAUGACCCGACCUACCACCUUCAACCAGUUCGCUUCCACCGGUGCCAACGGUGCUUCUCUCGAGCAGAUUCACAACGCCAUUCACUGGGAUGCUUCUUGCGCCGGUCAGUUCCUCGCCACCGAGUUCUCUGGCUUCGACCCCAUCUUCUGGUUGCACCACGCCAACGUCGACCGUCUCUGGGCUUACUGGCAGGCCAUGCACCCUAGCCAGUCUACCUUCACCGGCUCUUACUCUGGUGGUGCCCGUUACUCUACUCCCCAGGGCACCCGCAUCACUCCCAGCUCUCCUCUCAACCCCUUCUACCGAUCCAGGGGUAACUUCCACACCUCUGACACUGUUAAGAGCAUCAAGGGUUUCGGUUACACCUACGCUGGACUCGAGUACUGGCACAUGUCUGCCAGCCAGCUCUCCAGCUCCGCCAGAACCACCAUCAACCGUCUCUAUGGCAGCGGUUCUUCCCGCCGUCGUGAUGUUGAGGAGCGUGGCCUCAUUGAGGAGCGUGCUGGUGCCAACACCACCCGUUACUUUGCCAACGUCCAGCUCGAUGUCACCGAGGUUGAGCGACCUGCCCAAGUCAACGUCUACGUCUCUGGAAAGCUCGUUGGUGGUCUCGUCGUUAUGCGACAGCCUGCUGAGGGUAUCAUCCACGGUUCUUUCUCCGCUGACCAGGCUGCCGAUGCCCCUCAGCUUCUUGCUGCCUGCUCUCCUACCAAGGUUGCCGAUGCCGUCACCAGCGGCCUCCAGGUUGAGAUUGUCAAGCUCGACGGCUCCAAGAUUGACAUCAGCACUGUCCCCAGCUUGAAGCUCAGCCUCGACGAUGUUGCCUACACCCCUCCUGCCGCUGAGGAUGACCUCCCCGUCUACGGCACUCCUCGCACCCAGCCCGCCAAGGCUGUUGCCCUUACCAACGCCAAGGCCCUCAAGGCUGUCAGCGCUUGUGCCAACAAGCUUCCUUCUUUCAACCCUCCUGUCUAAAUACCCGGCCAUCAUCGGCGUUUCAUUUUAUCAUAUCUGCCGUCGGCGGGCUAGCAUACUCGACCGCGGCUCAUAAAGGGACCACUAGCAAACCGCACAAAUUCUUUUAAGUAAUUUUAAUCCCUGGCAGACUCGGGGAGUCACGAUUGUAUUUUUUCGCCAGACUAGGUCUAUAGUUGCCAUAUAGCGGCCCCUUUGUCUUGUACAUCUUGAAUUCGUUCCAUAUGCGUGAUGUGAUGUUACGAUAUCUGUUAAGAACAAACCUAACUAGUGUAUUAGGAGGUCUGAAGUUCUUAACAUAAAGAAAUCCUCUCCAAGCUACAUCACUGAAUAACAAAUCGUAC
Messenger RNA from Fusarium odoratissimum NRRL 54006, 2712 nucleotides. RefSeq lists its product as uncharacterized. The record is from RefSeq and is a predicted model, not a curated record. The coding region runs from base 650 to 2368 and encodes 572 amino acids. The transcript is spliced from 2 exons. Gene Ontology annotation, molecular function: oxidoreductase activity. Lineage: Eukaryota; Fungi; Ascomycota; Sordariomycetes; Hypocreales; Nectriaceae.